CCCUGCUGUGGAACAUGCAGAGAAACAUCCCGUCCCUUGAGGGAGGCUGUGUUGCGCUUGCGCACCUAAUGUAACGAGAUGGCGGAGAGUGCGGAACUGAAGCAAAUGGUAAUGAGCCUCCGAGUUUCUGAGCUCCAAGUGUUGUUGGGCUAUGCAGGACGGAAUAAACAUGGACGCAAACAUGAACUUUUGACCAAAGCUCUCCACCUACUCAAGGCUGGCUGCAGUCCUGCUGUGCAGAUGAAGAUCAAAGAACUCUACAGACGGCGGUUCCCAACCAAAAUGGUUUCGCCAGUGGACCUAGCUCUUCCUGUUGUUCAUUCUGCAUCCAGCUUACCCACUGGCCUCGCUCAGCUAGGAUUUGAUGGCCACAGCUCUCCUUCACCACUGCUGCCUGUUUCUCUUCUCGGACCUAAGCAUGAGCUGAGUCUGCCUCACCUCUCCUCCGCCCUGCACCCUGUCCACCCUGACGUCAAGCUCCAGAGAUUGCCAUUCUACGAUGUUCUAGAUGAGCUCAUUAAGCCAACGAGCCUGGUUUCAGACAACAGUCAGCGGUUCCAGGAAGCAUGUUAUGCCUUUGCUUUAACACCACAUCAAGUUCAACAAAUCAGCAGCUCGAUGGACAUAUCUGGGACCAAAUGUGACUUUGCUGUUCAAGUUCAGUUAAGAUUUUGCUUAUCAGAGACAAGCUGUCCACAAGAGGACCACUUCCCCCCCAAUUUGUGUGUGAAGGUUAAUGGCAAACCAUGUAAUCUUCCAGGAUAUCUUCCUCCCACAAAAAAUGGGGUGGAACCAAAGAGGCCCAGUCGUCCUAUUAACAUAACGUCCCUUGUGCGGCUAUCUACCACUGUCCCCAACACAAUUGUGGUGUCUUGGACCUCAGAAAUUGGAAGGAGUUUUUCUAUGGCGGUGUAUUUGGUAAGACAGCAGUCAUCUGCAGUGUUGUUACAAAGACUACGGGCCAAAGGAAUUAGGAACCCUGACCACUCAAGAGCCCUGAUUAAGGAGAAACUGACAGCAGAUCCAGAGAGUGAGAUUGCUACCACCAGUCUACGAGUCUCUCUCCUUUGUCCUCUGGGAAAGAUGAGGCUGACCAUUCCUUGCCGAUCAAUGACUUGCUCACACCUACAGUGCUUUGAUGCUACACUUUAUAUCCAAAUGAAUGAGAAGAAGCCAACUUGGGUGUGUCCGGUUUGUGACAAGAAAGCACCAUAUGAGCAUCUUAUUAUUGACGGGUUGUUCAUGGAAAUCUUGAACAGCUGCUCUGAUUGUGAUGAAAUCCAGUUUAAGGAAGAUGGAAGCUGGGCCCCCAUGAAGUCAAAGAAAGAGGUGCAGGAGGUGUCGGCUUCCUACAACGGUGUGGACAGCGAUUUGUCUAGAACAGACUCUCAUGAGCAGAAACGGGGUUCGUCUAAUGACAACAACAAGAAAGUCGAUGUGAUCGAUUUGACACUGGAUAGCUCCUCAGAAGAAGAGCAGGAUGAUGAGCCUCCUCCAAAAAGGGUCUGUCCCUCACUGUCUCCAGUCUCUCCACCUCCAAACAAAGGAGUGUUGAACCUGCACAGCCAAGCUUCGCCAGUGGCCAGAGCUCCCAGCAUGCCCCCCGUGGAGAGCAGCUACAUUCCUCCUCCGCCACCUCUCAUUCAGGACUACCGUCACUAUUAUCACACAAGUGAUCUGCCGGAUCUGAAUUUUUUCUCCUUCCUCCAAGGUGACAAUCAGCAUUACAACAUGGUGAUGGCUGCUGCGGCGGCUGCAUCAGCGUCCGCCCCAGAGGACCACGACCUGCUCCUCAACCGCUUCCUGCCCUACAGCUCCUCCCAGAUCCUACGGGAGCAGUCGGCCACCCCCGGGGGCAGCACACUGGCAACCACCAACGGAGGCAGCAACAGCGGCAGCACCAGCAGUUUGGUGUCUUCCAGCAGUCUACGGGAACGUGAAAAGGAAAGAGACAGCCACAGUCUUUCAGGAUUGUCAAGGUCCUCUAUGGAAGCGGCGGCGGCAGCAGCCAUUUACGGCUCCUUAUCUGACGUUAUCUCUCUUGACUAGAUCUCCACCGAACUGAAGCACAAGGGAGACCUCGAACAGGAGUUCUUUGUAAAUAAUAAAAGUGGAAGAUGAAAGAAUACAGUGCUAUGUACAGAGAGGAAAAAUCUAUUUUCAAUUUUACUUAUAUGUAUAUAAACCUGGGACGCUUCUUGUCCAGUGCGUUACUUCCGUUGAUAUUUUUGUGUGAAUACUGAAGACUUUUUCCACACCUCUUCAUGUGGUCUUUUGAUUAUAUUGUAGCUUUUGUACCUGGUUUUUACAGUUUGUUUCAAUAUUUUAUGUCGACGGCAUUAUUUCAGCAUACAUGCACAGUCCCCAGGCAGUCAACACCCAACAGGACAUGUUUAGAAUAUAAAGAAAACAGGCUUGUUGUUGAUUAAAGGCGAGCCUCAGCAACACGGGAAAAUGUGUAGCACUUUAUGUUCUAAAUGGUGUCGUCUUUGUCAUAAUGUUUUGACAGCAGAAAGAUUUGGCCAUUUUUUUUUUUUUUUUUUGCCAUCAUUGUACAUUUAUUUUCUCUAACACAUUCAUGUUGUGGUUGUUAUUUUUAAAUAAUUAUUUAUGAUGUAAGUUAUAUUAGGGGUGUGUUAUUUUUAAAAGAAGCAUUCCUAUGCCUCUUGAAACUGUUGCCACUAGAAAUGCAGGAGAGAGUGUGCGAUUCUUGUGUUGUCAUUGCUGUGCUCCUUCUCUUGCUUAUCUUAGUCAAAUCAAAGAACAGUGAACAAUGUUUUAUUGCUCAGACUCUACGUAAUAUACACAUUAAUUGGGAGAAAGUCAGUUCAAUCAGGCUGUUUUCAGCGUGUGAAUGAAGGGCACUCGUCCAGCAAAGCACCCGUGAUUGGACCUUUAUAUAUGGUAGAUAUAAGUAUAUAUAUAUAUAUCAAAGACUUGCAAAGUUUAGCAUUUUUCUUUAAUGUAUAGCUGUUUAUUUUCUGUAUUACUCAAAGACACAAAUAGAAACCUAGACAGAAGUGACCAGCUGAUAAAUUUCUGCUCCACAUAUAAGACAUGGCUAGUUUCUGGUCAGUUUGAAAGGCUGUAACUGUUUUUACUUUUGAGUUUAAGUAAGUUAAUUACAUUUCAUUAUGAUGUUUUAUGUUAUAGCACUUGUUUUCUUUUAUAUUUGUGCAUCGAGUCUGUGUGGAGCAGUUAAGCGUUACAGUUCUCAGUCGUCUUCAGCUUUCUCUGCUGGUUACCUGAAAGCUCACCUAAUUGAGUGCUAUGCUCUUCUGUAGUGAGACCACAGGAUAGUCUUUUUUUUUUUUUUUUUUUGGUGUGUAAUGUAUUUGCAAACAGCCUUCAAGAUUACUGUGAUAGCUUAGGCUUCAAGUGAAUCACAACAUGCAUUUUUAGCCCAGAGGUAAAACAACUUUGAAAUCAUUAAGGAUGCCUCCCUUUUUUUGCUUCACCCUGACUUUUCUUUAUGAUUAGGAUUAUUUAUUAUCAUAUAUAUUUUCUGCAUUGGUUUGAUUCGUGAAUAUGCAUUGCUGUCAUUGUAUGUGAUAUUUCUUUUGUUAUUAUAUAAUUAUUGCUAUUUAAAAAUAUCACUGUUGCUUGACAUGCAUUGUAACAUUUUCAGUUUCUGUCUGUUUUUGCUAUAAGAUGAUGUCAAUAACUCAAUAGACGCUUGAUCAUUUUGAAAGGAGA
Molecule: messenger RNA, 3696 nt
Organism: Girardinichthys multiradiatus
Lineage: Eukaryota; Metazoa; Chordata; Actinopteri; Cyprinodontiformes; Goodeidae
Gene: pias1b
Product: protein inhibitor of activated STAT, 1b
Exons: 14
Coding region: 79-2049 (656 amino acids)
Biological process (GO): protein sumoylation; regulation of transcription by RNA polymerase II
Molecular function (GO): transcription coregulator activity; zinc ion binding; SUMO ligase activity
Source: RefSeq, a predicted model, not a curated record